AUGGAUAAGAACACUUCUUCUUCUUCUUCUUCAGCUGCUGCUCACUUUAUCUCCUUCUCCGGCGUCUUCACCACCUUCGUCAACACCGAAUCCAUCCACCGCCGUCUCUCCGGAUCCGGCCGCAUCGACGGCCGGAGAUUAAGGUUUCGUGCAGUCCCCGACCUCCUCACCGACGACGGCGGCAACGAACGUGAUUUUGAUUUUCCAAGUAUGUUUUUUAACCUUCAAGAGUCGAUGAGAAGAGGUUCAACAGAGACAUACAAGAAGCUAUUGACUGAGGAGUUCAUCGGCGAGUGGCCGCCGGUGACCUGCGUGAUCGCCGACGGCGUCCUUGAUUUCGCCAUUGAGGUCGCCGGCGAGGUCGGGAUUCCGACGUUGGUUUUCCGGACAAGCAGUCCUUGUUGUGCCUGGACUUAUGCCACAAUCCCAAGCCUCAUCAACAAUGGAAUCAUUCCCUUUCCUGAGGAGUGUGAUAUGGAUGAGAUAGUAAAAGGAGUGGAGGGAAUGGAAGGGAUAAUGAGAAGGAGAGAUCUACCAAGCUUCAUGAGAAUGGUUAAGUCCACUGAAGACAAUCACAUCAAGCUUAUGAAUGGUUUUAACUCCAAUCUGGUUAGUGGCAAGGUUAUUAUCUUCAACUCAUUUGAUGCUCUUGAUCCCACACUACUUCCCAUUAUGAGCUCUUACUGGCCUCCUAUUUUUACUAUCGGUCCUCUUCAUCUACUCACCAAAUUCUUUAACAUAACCAAUGAAGAAGAACAAGAACAAGAACAAGAACAGCUGGGUGAAAAUUCUUGUUCAAGUAGCUUGCGGCAAGAGGACCGUACAUGUAUGACAUGGCUUGAUAAUCAACCUGAUAAAUCUGUUAUCUAUGUUAGCUUUGGCACUGUCGCCGUGAUGUCACCGGAGCAAUAUAUCGAGUUUUGGCACGGUUUGGUUAACAGUGGCCACCGUUUUCUCUGGGCAGUGCGUGAAGAUAUGGUGAAGGGAAAACAAGAAAUGGAAGUGACAAAAGAGAUGGAAGAGGAGACCAAGAAACGAGGUUGCAUGGUAGAGUGGGUGCCCCAAGAGGAGGUAUUAGCACAUCGAGCUGUUGGAUGUUUCUUGACUCAUUGCGGAUGGAACUCAACAUUGGAGGGGAUGGUUGCUGGCGUGCCCAUGAUUUGUUGGCCAUAUUUUUCUGAUCAGAUGAUCAACAGUAGGUUUGUUAGUGAUGUUUGGAGAAUUGGGUUGGACAUGAAGGAUGUUGAUAGGAAUAUUGUGGAGAGAAUGGUGAGGGAGGUUAUGGAAGGAGAGAGUGCUCUUGAAUUGAGAAGCUCUGCUGCAAGAAUGGCGGAUUUGGCGAGAAAGAGCAUCGACGAAAAUGGGACUUCUCGUGCUAAUUUUGAGAGCCUGGUUUCUUACAUCAAGUCUGCAGAGCUGCCGCGCGGUUCAUGAAAUCUUUAAUGACAUUGGUUGUUGUGUUUCGUUGAUCAUUUGCAAACAUUUCAAUAAUCAAUUUCAAACUUGCAAAACAAUUUGUCGAAGUUUGUUAUUUGAAUUCUAUUUGACUCAAUCUGAAGGUUCGCA
Molecule: messenger RNA, 1566 nt
Organism: Dioscorea cayenensis subsp. rotundata (Guinea yam)
Lineage: Eukaryota; Viridiplantae; Streptophyta; Magnoliopsida; Dioscoreales; Dioscoreaceae
Product: myricetin 3-O-rhamnoside 1,2-glucosyltransferase UGT709G2-like
Molecular function (GO): UDP-glycosyltransferase activity
Source: RefSeq, a predicted model, not a curated record